Molecule: messenger RNA, 1254 nt
Organism: Cucumis sativus (cucumber)
Lineage: Eukaryota; Viridiplantae; Streptophyta; Magnoliopsida; Cucurbitales; Cucurbitaceae
Product: late embryogenesis abundant protein D-29
Exons: 2
Coding region: 93-1046 (317 amino acids)
Source: RefSeq, a predicted model, not a curated record
CCCCCAACUUUCUUCUGUACUCUAUUCUUAUUUCUCCUAAUUGUCCAACACUUUUCAUUUCCAUUCACUUUCAAAUUCAUCAAUAUAAUCCAAUGCCUUCUUCUUCUUCUUCUUCGAUUCGAGUUUACCGCCGCCGGAUUUCUCUACCGGCAGUGGCAAUGGCGGUGACGGUGGUGUUGCUGGUUUUUAUGGUGAGUAUAUGCUGGAGCGGGAGUGUGGGACAUAUGCCGUCCACGACGGAGGAGGCUCGAGAUUACCAAGAAAUGAAGAGCAAAGCGGAGGAGAAAGAUCAGACGGGGGAGACGUGGACGGAAUGGGCGAAAGAGAAAAUCACAGGGGGACUUGGAUUGAAGAGUGAAAGGCAGGAAGAUGAUGAGGGUGGCGUUAAGAAGGUUACUGAUUUCACUUCCGAUUCUGCUAAAAAGGCCAAAGACAAGAUACAGAACGUCGCUUCAGGAGUGGGACAGUACGGCGCUGAAAAGGCCGAAGAAGUGAAAGGCAUGGCGGCGGAGAAGGCUGGUGAGGCCAAAGAUAAGGCAGCGAAACUGGGAACAGUAGCUGAGAAAACGACGGAAGCGGCGGACAAGGCAAAAGAAAAGGCACAAAAUGCGGCAAAAGGAACCAAAGAGAAAGUUACCUCCCUAAAAAACAAAGCAGAAGAAAGCUCGGGUGAGGCGACUGAGAAAACGAAGGAAGCGGCCAAUGAGGCGAGGAAAAAAACAGAAGAAACAGCAGAGGAGGCGAAGGAAAGAGCCUCGACGGGAGCAAGAGAGGCGGAGGAGAGAGCAGGAGAGAUGAAGGAGAAGGCGAAAGUGAAGGGGAAGGAAGCGAAGGAGAGAGCGGAGGAGGAGGCAGGGAGGGCAGAGGAGAUAGCGGAGAAGGGGAAGAGAUGGGCAAAGGAAGGGUUUGAGGCUGCGAAGGAGAAGGCAGAGGAGGUGGUGGAAGCGGCGAAGGAGAAGAUAGGGGAGCAAUACGAGGCGGCGAAGAAGAAGUCGCAGAGGAUUAAAGACGACGUGGUUCGGUCCGAGGUGGAAGACGAGCUUUAAACAACACCCGGGCACGGGGUACGUAGUUUUGUGUGUUCAUAUUAUGUUAAUUCUGAGGACAAUGUGAGAGGCAGCGUCCUUCGUUUGAAUGAAAUGAUAUGUUUUCGAGGGAAGUCGUUUUACGUUGGUUAUGAUGUGAGUGUGUGUUUGUGUAUAUAAUGAAAUCAUAAGAAAGAGUUUGUUGUUCAAAUCGUUUUUGGUACUUCAA